Paramecium primaurelia is the source of this 4063-nucleotide messenger RNA. Lineage: Eukaryota; Ciliophora; Oligohymenophorea; Peniculida; Parameciidae. The record is from the annotation of a GenBank genome assembly.
AUGUUUUCUGAUUAAAAUUUGGGUUUAUAUGUUGGAAAUGAAAAAUCAUAAAUAAAUAAUGGAGUUAUAAGUAGAAAGAGAAGAAAUAUUAGAAAUCUUGAUCCAAAUGUUUUAUUGUAGAAGACAUAAAGUAAAAAUGAGAGUUCUAUUGAAAAUGAUAGCAUUAACAAAAUUCAAAAAUUAAAAGAAAAGAUGAAUUUAAUUAAUGAAUCGUAACAAUUAUUAUAAGAUACAGAUAUAAUGUCUACUUUAUAAAUCAAACCUAUUUAAAGUAAUUUAAUAAAUUUAUACUCUCCAUUAAAAUUACCUUUAAAAUAGAAAUCAUCUUCUUAAUAUAUGAAAAAGAAUGAUGAUGGAUUUUUAUAAUCUCCAAUAGAUAAUUAUAUUUUGAAGAAAUUAGAGAAAAUAGCUGAAGGAAAUAAAGAUUAAUAGUGUAUUUAAUAAUUUUCACCUGAAAGGGUAUAUUUAUUAAUAAUUUUAGGCAUAAAUAAGAUAAGUAAAAAAAUUGUUACCUAUUCAAUCUUUAACAAGACAUAAAAAUUCAUUUUUUGGAGAGAUGACAUAAUAAAGAAAUUCAGUUGACUUUCAAUCUGAAUAGUAUCGUGAUAAUGUAAAUAAUUUGUUAUAUAAUUUAAUAUUUAGAAUUCUUUAAAUUACAAUAAAUAAUAAUCUGAUUAAUAAUUGUCACUCAUGUAUAACUAAUUAAAAUAAUUAAGUUCUAAUAGAUACUAAAGUAUCAAAAGUAUUGAUAUAUUUUGAUAAUAAUAAUUUACUAUUUAUUAUCUAUUAUUUUUAUAACAAUAUAUUUAAAAUACAUAAUAAUUAAUUUAAAUAAAUUGAUUUUCAUAUCAUAAUGGAAAGAAAACCUAUUGGAGAGAAACUUAGCAAUAUAAGUGCUUUAAUUUAAAAACAAUAAUAACCAAAAGAGUAUUAAUUUCAUAAAUCUAGUUCAUAAGAUGACCAAGAUGAAAUGAAGCAAUAUAAAAUGAUUUUUCCUAAUAUGAAUAAAUAAGAAAGUUAAGAAAAAAAUUAGUUAAAAGAUUCUGACAAACUAUAAUAAGUUUAAUCUAUUAUAUAAGAAUAAAAAUAAUUUCAAAAGUAUCAAACAAUAUCAAACUAUUUUUAGUGAUAUUUCAAAACUUUUGAAUAGAUUAGGUAAGAUAUAAGAAUAAAAUCCUCAGUCAAAUACUAAAACCAUAAAUAUUAACCAAUAAUAAAGUCCUUAAAGCCCUUUUGAAUAAAGUCAGAACUAAACUCCUAAUAAUAGAAUGACAUAAAGUGUAUCCGUUUUACCUAAAUAAGGUACACCUGCACAACCUCCAUAACCAAUUCAAUUAUUUGUAUAAAAUAGUCCAAUUAAUGAUUAAUAAUUUAGAAAUUUAAAAGAAUAGAAUGUAGAUUUGUUAAGAUAAAUUGCAUAAUUGUAGCCAUUAUAAUAAGUAGUAAAUGAUGUAAUUAUAUAUUAAAUAAAAUAGUUAAAACUUUUAUUAUAAUAAUGUAAUGAUAGAAUUAGAGAAUAACAAAAGUAAAUCGAUAUAAUACUAUAAGAAAACAUUUAAUUGAAACAAUAAAUUAUUCUUAUUGAUUAAGAAAAAGUAAAUAAUAAAAGAUAAUUUGAUGAUAUUAUGGCAAAUACAUAAUUAAUUCAUUAAAGAGAUAUGUAGGCAAUUAGAUUUUAAGCAUAAGAGAAUUUAAAUGCAUUAGAAUCUACUUGGAAAUAAUAAUAUGUAUUAUUAAGAACAGAAAAUGAGGCUAUUAUAAAUAAUUUAAAUACUAAAUUAGCAAUAACAUAAAAGGAUAAUUAAAGUUAAUAGGAUCUCAUUAAUAACUUAUUAGUUUAGAAUAAAGAACUAUAAUAAAAUUUAUGUAAUUAUUAUUUAAAAUUUAGAAAGCAGAAUAACUGAUUUAAGUUUUACUUAAUAAACAUUAGUAUAAAAAUAAUAAGAAUUUGAAUAGUUAUAGUAUAAUUAUAACAAUUCUUUAGAGAAAUAUGAAAUAAAUACAAAAUAAAUGAUUAAUUAAAAUUUGGAAAAAUAACAAUAAUAUGAAAAAAUGAUACUUGAAUUAAAAUAACAUAAUGAUAUUUUAAGUUAAUAAAUUGUUGAAUUAGAUUAAACUCAUAAAUAAUUAAUUUCUAAUUAACAAUUGAAGGUAUAGCAUCAUAUAAAUGGUAAAUUAGAAGAAGUAUAAAAAAUGAGUAUUAUUGAAAAAUAAUAAAUUUAAUAACAUUAUGAAGAAAAAUUAAAUAAAUUGAAUUCUGAUGUAAUAUAUAUUAUAAUUAUAAAUUAGAAAGAAUCAUAAAUUAAUUAAUAAUAAUAAUAGAUCAUAUAUUUAGAAUAAAAAUUAUCAAUAUUAAUUUAAGAAAACAAGACUUUAGUAGAUUAAUUAAAUAAAGUAUAGAAAAAAGCAGAAAAUCUUGAAUAAAUUAUGAUCACCUAAGAAGCAGCAUAUUAAAAUUUAACAAAGGAUUCAUAAAAUAAGACUUUAUCAAUGACUAAAUAAAUUUAAGAUUUAAAUUCUAUGAUUGGAAAUUUUAAUUAAAAUUAUAACAAUUAAUAAACUAGUACAAGAAGAUCAGAUAAUAAUGAAUUUACAGAUAAAAAUAUAUAAUUAGAAUAAUAAUUAGCUUAUAAAAAGGAAGAAAUGGAUUUACUUUUACAUCAUUUAGAUUAAGUAUUUGAAAUUAAUAGAGAUUUUGAAAAUAAAAUAAAAACUUUGUAAGCUCAACUUGAAUUAAUGGAAGAAAAGAGCAAUAGAGAAUAAGAUUAAUAUAAUAAUUAAAUAAAAUAAUUAAAAUAAUAAAAUGAAGAAUUAAAAUAAAGGGUUGAAGUGAGUAUUUAAAUAGAAUAAUAAAAAGAUUAAUAAAUUAAAGAAUUAUAAUAAAAAUUAUAAGAAGAGGAAAUUUUAAAAAGAAAAUAAAAUGAUUUAAUUUAAUCAAAUGAAAAAUAAUAAUUUUUGGAGGUAUAUCUUAAAGUAAUAUAUUUUAGCAAAUAAAACAAUUAAAGAUAAAAAAUGUUGAAUUAAUUAAUCAAAAUGAAAUUUUAGAAUAAAAUCUAAAAGAAAUUAAAGAUAAAUAUGAUUAAUCUUUAAGAGAAUAAAAAGAAUAGUAAUAAGUAAUGUUAUAUUUAAAUAAUUAAAGCGUUUUGAAGAAUAAAAACUAAUUAUUGAAUAGUAAAUUCAAGCUCUUUAAAAAAAAAAUUAAGAAUAACAAUUACCAAUUGUUAAUUAAAUAAAAAGAGAUUUUAGAUCAAAUGAAACAGAUAAGUAAUAAACAGAUAAGGAUUAUUAAAUUAGAAAUCUAGAAUAAAAAAUAAAAGAAAAUGAAAAGAAAUUGAAAGAUUAUGAAUUAAAAUAAAGAACUAUUGAUGAUAUUUAAAAUUAAAAUAAAUAAAUGAUUUAACAUUAUGAAAUUAAAAUUAAAGAAUUAGAAUUGAGAAUAGGUACAUAUGAUGAUCAAAUUAAACUUAAUAAUAAAUAAAAUUCUAUUUAAUUAGCAAAAAUAAAGAAUUUAGAAUAAUAAUUAUUGACAUGUGAAGAUGAUAUAUAAAGAUUAAGUGAUAUAAAUUAAAAUUUAGAAAAUCAUAUUGCAAAAUCAAGCUCAAUGAAAGUUUCUUCUUAAACAAAUAAUAAUAUAGAAUUAUAAAAAUUAUAAGAAGAUAAUUUAAAAUUAUAAGAAUAGUUAAAUUAAAUAAAAAAAGAGAAAUUAAAACUCAUCUAAAGUUAUGAUAAUUAAAUAAAUUCAUUAUAAUAAUAGAAUUAAAAUAAUUUAGAGUAAAUUAAUUAUUUGAAAAUGGAAAAUUAAUAAAUUUAAGAUAAUUUUAAUGAUAAAAUAUAAAAUUUAAAGUAGAAUAUUAAAGAAUUAUAAAAUUAGAUUAAUUUAUUGAAAAAUGAAAAUUCUGAAUUAUAAAUUAAAUAUGAUGAUUUAAAUGAAUAAAAUAAAGUUUUAUAAGAAUAAAUUGCUAAAUUAAAAAAAGAGAAAGCUCAUAUGACAAUGAAAUUAAUGCAUUCUGGAAUAGCAAAUCUUGUUAGUAGUUAAGUAUCAUAAGUUUAAGAUAAAAAUUGA